Messenger RNA from Orbicella faveolata, 5395 nucleotides. Its product is annotated as GFP-like fluorescent chromoprotein cFP484. The record is from RefSeq and is a predicted model, not a curated record. Gene Ontology annotation, biological process: bioluminescence; generation of precursor metabolites and energy. NCBI's taxonomy places the organism in Eukaryota, Metazoa, Cnidaria, Anthozoa, Scleractinia, Merulinidae.
AAGUCGCACGCGUUCUUCGUAGUUCACGUCAUUCUGAACGGGGUAAAUAACACACUUCACCCUGGUCUACUUGAGAAAGGCCGGUUCAGUUCGCAAACCGAUCAAGACAAAUUCAAUUGAUCAAUUCGUCGCUCUUCCAAAACAGUAUUAAGGGCAACAAAAUAAGUAAGUGGAAGCUAAAUGGCAAAGUAGUUUGGAAAAAUUUUCAUUGGCAGCUAGUACGGUAGACUUGAACCAAUGUUUACAUGAUGACUAUGGGUUAGCUUAAACGUGACUGCUUUGUACAGCGAAUGUCCAUCUUUGUGGAAAUCGUUAGUUGUGAGUAAAAUUAAAAGUUAAGAUGUUUCAGUCUUACUAACUUAAUAAUCCGAUAAGGAGUCCAUCUCGAAAUCUUUGUUGAGAAAUCUUACAAUUUUAUAUCAUUAUUUAUCAUUAUUGCUUCAUGUGUAGCCCAGAGAAAACACGAUGAUUUCAUUCACCCUUGAUUUCUCGGUGCAAAAAGUGAACACUACAUGCAAGUAUUUCUGGAAUGUUAAUUGUGCUUUGGGUCCGGGACGUUUUCAUUUCUCAUUGAAAAUGUUCUCGAAGACAACACAAAAUAGCCCUAAUCCAAAGUAUAAGCAGGAAAUCUUUUGCAAUGGCCUUUCUUGACUGGUAUUUAUCUCAUAUGUUUUUAAAAAAAACUUGUAGAAGGACAAUUAACGCCCGUUCACGUGCUUCUAGAAUGGUCAGCACUUGGAGUGUCACAUAUACAUAACUGUCACAUUCUACAAGUGUAUAUUGAGGCGUCUGAAACAGAACUUUUCUGACAAAAGCAAGAUAGCGGAUAUCACUCGCACUACUGACUAGGCCAAUACCAUGCAAACUCACAAACAUUGUUUUCAGUACAAGCGCAAGCGGCACUGAUCGACUUUGGUACGCGGCAACCCUUAAGUUUCAUACUUCAUGUGUUUCAGUUGGAGGGGUGUAACGAGUCCUAAAAGAAAACUGAAUUAAAUGAAAUAUAGAAUUAAAGAGAGAAUGUCAACAAACUGUUCAGGUCUCAUUUUAAUUUGUAAAGGUACCGUAUGCACUGAGUUGAUAAAAGUGGUAUGGCUCACCUAAAUAUCUCAACAAGUUCUGUCAAUUUUGGUGAUCGUGUAGGCGCUUGGAAACACCAUACUACGGUAUUUGAUAACCACGAAAUGUCAAUCAUGGGCGGUUUGAACAGGAAUUAUAUUGUGCUCAUCCAACUUUACUCGUACUUGGACGCGCAACUUGAAUGAAAAUUUGCGUUCCACGGUAGUUGAGUGGAUUCUCCCUCAACGCGUGUUAGCAUCCUAAAGUAAGAAGAAGCGUCGUUAUAACUUCCUCCGUCGUCCAUGCUCAUAGUUUGAUAGCAAAAUGUAAUAUUUUGGCCUGGAUAAACUCUUUCAAAAGCAAUAUCAAAUUAAAAUUGAUUAAUGUUUUUCUUCAGAUUAAAGCGUAUAAAUUUUAAAAAAAAUCUGUCAGCUUUGUCGUCCUGCUCUAAGGCGAGACGACGGUGCCUUUAAAGCCUUUUGUUCGGCUUGAAACAAAUUUGGUGAGAAGCACAAUCUCCGUGCGUUAAUUUCACUUCAGAACUGAUGACGGAUAUGAUUACAAGGUAAACAAACGUGUAUUAGCAUAGCUUAUACGCUGAAUAUAUUGUUGAACUUCUUCGGAAUUCCUGCGUUUUCAAGCUCUUCCAUUCCAUUAUCAAAUAUGCUUAUAAGGUACCGUAUGCACUGAGUUGAUAAAAGUGGUCUGGCUCAUCCAAAUAUCUCAACAAAGUCUGUCAAUUUUGGUAAUCGUGUAGGCGCUUGGAAACACCAUAUUACGGUAUUUAAUAACCACGAAGUGUCAAUCAUGGGAAGUUUGAACAGGAAUUAUAUUGUGCUGAUCCAACUUUAUUUGUACCUGGACGUGCAACCUAUCUUUAAAUUUGCGAGCCAUUGAAGUUGAGUGGAUUCUGCGGCAACGCGUGUUAACAUCCCAAAGUAAGAAGAGCCGUCGUUAUAACCUCUUUCGUUAUCCAUGCUCAUAGUUUGAUAGCAUAAUGUAUAUUUUGGCCUGGAUAAGCUCUUUGAAAAGCAAUAUCAAAUUAAGAUUAAUGAAUGUUUUUCUUCAGAUUAAAGCGUAUAAAUUAAAAAAAAUAAAAUAAAAUCUGUCAGCUUUGUCGUCCUGCUCUAAGGCGAGACGACGGUGCCUUUAAAGCCUUUUGUUCGGCUUGAAACAAAUUUGGUGAGAAACACAAUCACCGUGCGAUAAUUUUACUUCAGAACUGAUGACAAAUAUGAUCAUAGAAAGUAAACUAACAUUCGCGAAGUGCGAACGUUUGCCAUGAAAAUCAAAGUCAGGUGAUGAGAAAUGUCGACUGAUGUCGGCUUACUGAGAAACCUGAGAGAACCCACGGGGGCUUCGACUUCAGUGAAACCGGCUAAUGCUUGAUCGAUUCGUUGCAAGUCCAAAAUUAAUUAUUUUUUGUUUGAUCGACUUUUGAUCAAAUUUCUGCUAAUUUCUCUUCUGUGUACCGAAAACAAAAAUCGCCGACAUCUAUUUUACAAGGUAAUUUCAUAUAUGAUCUAUAACAAACCCACUAAGCUACCUUAAGCCAAAGCGUACGUACUUUUAAAUUUAGCCCGCGAUACGGUCAUGUAUGAUCGACAACAAGCCAAUUAAGCGUUGUAAAUUAAGCCAAAGUGGGAGUCCUUUCAGGGGCAGCAUAUUAUUGCUAUGCAUUUUCUUUACAUUUAUUAAUUAAGCCUCAUUGUUAAUAAUGACCUUUGUUUUGAUCUGUUAAACAGCCCUUACACAUUUUUGAUGAUACCAUUUUUCAAUUUUAAACUCAAAACUAUUUUUAAGUCCUCCUGUUUCCUAUUUUUCUCCGUCUCAUAUUGAAGCCGUGUAAGAGUCGUCUGGUGUUAUUGCGUGUUUACAAAUCGGAAUUUAAUAAUCUGUCGCACCAAUGAAGAAUUGUUUUGUGCGUGCAACUGUAUUUAAAGUAGAAGUCACUGCGGCUUAAGCUUGGAAAAACCCCUGACAAAUUGACCCUAACGAAAUGAGGUUUAUGAUGGACAUCAAAUCAGCGUUGGUACAAAAGGUUUCUGUUAUCGGAUUGGUUCAAGUAGAGUUUGGGUGUGACAUUCAGAUUUAUAGCAGCAUCUCUUAGAGCUGAGGUCCCAUUUAUUCCAGUGAUUAGGUAGAGAGUAGAUCGAGAACAUCGAGCUGUAUAAGGCUGAAAACGUGCUUUGACGUCUACCAUCAUGAGUGUGAUUAAACCAGACAUGGAGAUCAAGCUGCGUAUGGAAGGCGCUGUAAACGGGCACAAGUUCACGAUUGAAGGAGAAGGAAAAGGCAAGCCCUUCGAGGGAAAACAUACUAUGGACCUUACAGUCAAAGAAGGCGAACCUCUGCCCUUCGCCUACGAUAUCUUGACAACAGUAUUCGAUUACGGCAACAGGGUAUUCGCCAAAUACCCAAGAGAUAUAGCAGAUUAUUUCAAACAGUCGUUUCCCGAAGGCUAUUCAUGGGAACGAAGCAUGACUUACGAAGAUGGGGGCAUUUGCAUCGCCACGAACGACAUAACGAUGGAAGGCAACUGUUUUGUCUAUAAAAUUCGAUUUGAUGGAGUAAACUUUCCCGCCAAAGGUCCAGUUUUGCAGAAGACCACGAAGAAAUGGGAGCCCUCCACUGAGAAAAUGUAUGUGCGUGAUGGAGUGCUGAAGGGUGAUGUUAACAUGGCUCUGUUGCUUGAAGGAGGUGGCCAUUACCGGUGUGACUUCAAAACUACUUACAAAGCUAAGAAGGUUGUCCAACUGCCAGAUUAUCACUUUGUGGAUCAUCGCAUUGAGAUUUUGAGCCACGACAGAGAUUACAACAUCGUUAAACUUCAUGAGCAUGCGGAGGCUCAUUCUGGGCUGCCAAGGGAGUCCAAGUAAAGGUUUAACGAAAAAUUAAGACGACAACAAGUAGAAUAAAAGCGGUAGUUUUUUGUUUGUUUCUUUUGUUUCUAUUUUUGUUUAGUCGUUUGUUUUUUAUUGAAAAGCAUUUACUCGAAAUUAUUAUUCGAUACUUCAAUUCAAGGAUAUGUUUUAGAAUUUGUUAAUGACUAUAGAUACAAAGUUAAAUUUUGUGAAAAACAGCUUUCAAUUUUUCUUGCGGGAUUUUACAUAAGGAUAGACUUUUUUCAGUUGAUUUGUAGACAAAUACAAGUAAGAGAAUAAACUUGUUGUCUAAGACAGCUUUUAUGGACUUUCUUUUAUAUCAUAGGGUACUGACUAUUGGAAGAGUGAACUCAAUAUAAAUAUAAUUGUCAAUUCAAUGGUUUUUCUUACCUCUUUUCUCGCUAAAUUUCUUUGCUUAACACGAUAAAAAUAGAAAUUUGUUGAUGGGAGAUCAAAAGGGGAAUGAGUCACUCAGUCAGUCAGUCAGUCACUCACUCACUCACACCUUCCUUCCUUCCUCAUUUUCCACGAUUUUGAGCCGAUAAAUUUAAUGUAUCGAUUUGAAUUGAAUGGUAAUGCGUAGUUUACUUUGCUAAGAACCUAAAAUAUAUUGAAACUGCUCAUACUAACCGCAUCAGUUGUGUUAACACCUCUAUGAUUGUCUUUGAUUACGACGUUUGUCCAACGUUGAUCUUCGCGGCCAUCUUAGGAGAAGUGUUACUAAUAGUUCGCCAUGGGUGUGCACAUCUGUGUCCACAAUCGUCAUUCAUACGUACAUGUCAGUUGUGAAGUCACUCCUAUAUUCCGAAGUUUUCAAAACACGGUAUGUGGUUGCUUAAAUGCAACCAAAUCUAGCAGAAUGGCUGUUUGUGGCACAUGCUUCUUUUAAAUCACUUUAAGCCAUGGCUAGCUAUAAGUGUUUUUUCUGCGAGGGUGUUUGGUUACCAGUGUGCAUGAUGAAGUUGCUACGCACAAAAUGUGUCAGCCUUGAAAGGGAAAAAUGUCCGUUUUCCUAAUUGUAGAGAAAACUAGGCAAGUGAGGAUUCCACCAGGACAACAAAUAAAUCAAAACUGCAGUAUAAAGUGGCUGCCAACUUGGCAUGUAGGCGGGUACAGCUUGUACGCCCGACAGGGGUGUCUGGAAAACCCGAAUAGCGACUAGCGAAUAGUCGCGAAUAGCUUUUUAGCAGCAAAAUCCCAUCCCACGUUGAUGCGAGGUUAACUACUAGGUACUGGGUAGCAAACUACUGUCAUUCGUCGCUAUUCCUCUCCCUCCCACCCCUAUUUGCCACUAUUCGCCACUAUUGGCCACCACUCGUCACUGUUCACGACUUUUCGCCACUAUUCGCACUAUUUGCGCUAUUCGUACCAUUUCCUAUUCGGGACUAUUCGCUAUUCGUUUAUCCAGACACCCGCCCGAGAGUGCAAUUCCUUCUGCAGGAUUUUUUUUU